Nilaparvata lugens (brown planthopper) is the source of this 7497-nucleotide messenger RNA. It is a transcript of the gene Shaw, whose product is annotated as potassium voltage-gated channel protein Shaw. Gene Ontology annotation, biological process: protein homooligomerization; potassium ion transmembrane transport. The transcript is spliced from 8 exons. Lineage: Eukaryota; Metazoa; Arthropoda; Insecta; Hemiptera; Delphacidae. The record is from RefSeq and is a predicted model, not a curated record. Gene Ontology annotation, molecular function: delayed rectifier potassium channel activity; protein binding. Gene Ontology annotation, cellular component: dendrite membrane; voltage-gated potassium channel complex; neuronal cell body membrane. The coding region runs from base 726 to 2309 and encodes 527 amino acids.
AACGACCACAAUGUCACUCCUGAGACCCGCGUUCCAAAACGCCUACAAUACCACCCAAUAACAAUUAUUAUCGGUACAGGUGCCCCGACCGGUCAUGCAGGGGCCGGUGUGUAAUUUCCAACUCUAAAAAGUUAACGGGUAAAGGUUAUCGUUCGAAAAUACAGAAAUCAACUGUUUUGUAUCUUAGCAACGGGCGCGCACGCGCACACGUCGACACGAGCGUGCGCAGGAAGGGGGGAAACUCAUCAGUUACGUGACAGCGUUCGAAGCGUGCGGUGCUUGCUAUUCUAUACUCUCCUCUGCCCAACCUCAGUCAGCCUCCCUCGAAUCGUCAUCGCCCCCAACUGAAGAGCGCCCCAACAUACCUAUGUGGAGGAUUUGUUCGGUUGGUGAGGAGACAUGUUGCGUGGCAGCGAGGAAGGCGACGCCAGGUGACGCCCGAGUGUGAUGACGACCUCUGGUCUCCGGUGAGCAGCCGACUCCGUCGAACUCCGUCAAGUGCUGUGCUUGGUUACUCAGUGAAGUGCUCCCUGUGAAGUGCCUCCCCUGCCCCCUUAGCCACCAGCUUCUUUCACCUUGCGACGCCGCCUUCAUGAGGAAACGAAAGGAGGACUUGUGGGGGCAAAAAUGCCCCCGGGGGCGGAGACCUCCACUUCAGAAUGCCCCCUGCCAGCGCACAUCCUAUAUCCGGAAGUGUUAGCUGGAGGUGAACGGGCACCAUCGCCAUGAACCUGCUAAACAUGGACGCGGAGAACCGCGUGGUGCUGAACGUGGGAGGGAUUCGGCACGAGACGUACAAAGCGACGCUGAAGAAGAUUCCGGCGACGCGAUUGUCGCGGCUGACCGAGGCGCUCGCUAACUACGACCCCAUCCUCAACGAGUACUUCUUCGACCGGCACCCGGGCGUCUUCGCGCAAGUCCUCAACUACUACAGAACGGGCAAACUUCACUAUCCAACUGAUGUUUGCGGCCCGCUCUUCGAAGAGGAGUUGGAGUUCUGGGGUCUGGACGCCAACCAGGUUGAGCCCUGCUGUUGGAUGACCUACACGCAGCAUCGAGACACUCAGGAGACGCUGGCAGUGCUGGACAGACUGGACCUGGACACGGAGAAGCCGAGCGACGAGGAGAUGGCGCGCAAGUUCGGCUUCGAGGAGGAUUACUUCUCGGGGACUCUGUCCUGGUGGCAGCGCACCAAGCCACAGCUCUGGUCUCUCUUCGACGAGCCCUACUCUUCCACCACUGCCAAGAUAAUCGGAAUAAUCUCGGUGUUCUUCAUCUGCAUUUCGAUUCUGUCGUUUUGCCUGAAGACGCACCCGGACAUGCGAGUGCCGGUCAUCCGCAACAUCACAGUGAACACGUCGAUGCACACGGCCGCCUGGACGCUGGACAAGACGCACACGAACGCACACGACGCCUUCUUCUACAUCGAGUGCGUUUGCAACGCGUGGUUCACGCUCGAGAUAUUGGUGCGAUUCGUGGCGUCGCCCAACAAGUGCGACUUCAUCAAGGCGUCGGUCAACAUCAUCGACUACGUUGCCACACUUAGUUUCUACAUUGAUUUGAUACUGCAGAAGUUCGCGUCACAUUUGGAGAACGCUGAUAUAUUAGAGUUUUUCUCGAUAAUAAGGAUAAUGAGACUGUUCAAGUUGACGAGACAUUCGUCGGGGUUGAAGAUUCUGAUUCAGACGUUCCGCGCGUCGGCCAAAGAGUUGACUCUGCUGGUGUUCUUCCUGGUGCUGGGCAUCGUGAUAUUCGCCAGCCUCGUGUAUUACGCGGAACGCAUCCAGGCCAACCCACACAACGACUUCAACAGCAUUCCGCUUGGCCUGUGGUGGGCACUGGUCACCAUGACAACGGUGGGCUACGGCGACAUGGCGCCCAAGACGUACGUGGGCAUGUUCGUGGGUGCGCUGUGCGCGCUCGCCGGGGUGCUCACCAUCGCCCUGCCCGUGCCUGUCAUCGUCUCCAACUUCGCCAUGUACUACUCGCACACACAGGCGCGCGCCAAACUGCCCAAGAAACGGCGCCGUGUGUUGCCCGUGGAGCCAACUCGCGGCCCGCGCCUGCCCGGCCAGGGUCCACCGCCCCCGGGCACCCAAGGCGCGCCACCUCCCGGCAGCUCAACGCCAUGUGGAGGCGGCGGAGGCGGUGGCGGUGGAUGCCCUGGCGUGCCGACCGCCGCCAACCGUCGCAUGAAUGCCAUCAAGACCAACCACCCCAAGGAUAUGGGACCAAAAAUGGAGAAUGAGCGGCGAAACUCUAACUUUCGUACGAAUGGCAAAAGUGCAUUGGAAGUCAAGAACUGCUAAAACACAAAGUGUUGGCAUGACGAUGACUCUGAACCCGAAUGGAGUUGGAGUGAAGGUGGAGCCAGUCAGGGGAAGCAUAGACGGCUCUUCGUCUUCAGGGGGCAAAGCAUCCAGAAUAACCUGAUAUCAAAUAUGUUCUAUCACAAUGUACAUUGCAGGUGUGUGCGAGUGAGUGAUGAUAAUGUUGUAAAUAUGGAACUGUUACGAAUCACUGAACAUUCAUGUAAAACAUGUUCAGUGAGUGGACUAAUUCUAUCCAAUUGCUAUUGGUAUCCAAUAUUAAAUUAUUUAUUGAAACUGUUCGCAAAACGUUAAAAUAAUGAUCCAGGACGGCUGUUCCAGGGCAAAAGAAGACUGGAAGAUGUAUAGGAUUUUUUAUAUUCAACGGUGCUUUACUCGGUUGUCCUUCAACACCAAAACAGCUUCAAUAUUGCCUUUCAUGUUGAAUUUUCUCAAUUAUCACAAUUCCACAGCAAUAAAACACGAAUCAGGUUGCACUGUGUGGAAGCGAAAAAUGUCCUUCAAUUUUCUAAGUAGCUAGCUAUAAUCUAAUUGAUUAUGUUCAAUCGUCAUAAUGUAGGAUUGUUGAAAGAAAAAUGAUUGCAUUGACGAAUGAUAUCUAUAGAUUCGUUAUUUUUGAAAUUAAUUUCAUAUAGAUAAUGUUCAACAGCUGACAAUAAUUUUGAAAAGUAGCAGAAUUUAUGAUGGAUUCAACAUUCUCAUAAUAUUGUUGAACGAAGCAAAUAGUUAGCUUCAUGAAGCUGUAGCUGAGAAGAAAUUGUUAAAAAUCUCUCAUUACUUAAUUAUUCCUCAAAUACAUUCCAAAACCGAAAAAUCCAAGAUUGGAACCUUUCUAAUAUUGAAACAGCAACAGGUGACUCAAAAAUGAUUGCUUUUUAUUAUUUGGAUUGGAAUAUUUUUUCAUAGCUCAAUGGUAAAACGAAUUAGUAUAUUUGAAUCAAUAUUUAAAUAUUUUGUAUUUUACAAUUAAUAUAUCAUUUCAUAGAAUAAGAAAAAACUUUAAAUGGUGAUAUUAAAAAUGGACCAAAAAUGAUAAAUAGUUUAUGAUUGUUGGGAUGAAGGUUUGAACUGGAGUUAGUUAUGACUUCCUCUUGAAAAAAUAGAAAUAGAUGGAAAUCUAUAAUAUAUUUUGGAGCUACAUCAGUUGAACAAGGAUUUUAUAAGCUAUAAAAUAUUAUUCCUUGUGUAUGAUUCCUACAACAUAUUAAUAUCGAAAAAUUUAUGACUUUCUUUUCAAUGCUUCAUGAUCCACCACACUUUUCACAAUUUUUCCAUAGUGUGUUGUUGUGGAAAUUAAUUUAAAAUAAUAAUAAUUAAUUUUUUAUCCUAUGAAAUACAUGAUGAAAAUGAUUUCAUAUGAGGAAGUGGAUAAGGGCAUAGGAACUUCCUUCCUUUUUUCUGGAUUCCUUUCGACAGUUACCGUACCUUAUCAAAAACAAUAUGGAUUCGAUGAACCUGCUUGCUGUUUCAAUUCAUUUGAUAUGAUAUUUCCAUUUCAAUGAAGGAAAUAUAAUUCGGUAUACCUCUUCUUCAAUAAAAAUUAUCGCCUAUGGUAAAUUUUAAUUAUUUUUGUGACAGCCAGAAUUGAAUGAUGAUCCCCUUUUCAACAUAAAACUACCAAUAUUAUAUGAAUAAAAAAUGGAGAUUACACCGUAAAGAUUGGAUUAUUUCAAUCAAGUUUGUUUCAAAUGACUUUUAUUGACCGCUAUAGGUGCUCUCAUUACUCAUGAGAUAAAUAGAUAAAAUCAGAAUCUUGAAGAUAUCAAUGCAAUCCUUGUAGAUAUUCUAAACAGUUGAAUGGUUGAAGAAUAAUUUUCAAUUUGUUAAAUAAAUCAAUUGGAGUGUAAUUUACUAAUUAUAUGAAUACAAUGAAAUAUUUUGUAAAACUAAAAUGCAUGUGUAAAAUAUUUUGUAUCAGAAAAUAAAUAAAUACUAGCUUAUAAAAUUUAAAUUUCUGUACAUUUAUGUUAAAUUGAAUUCAAGUAAUAUAUUGCUGUAGAUAGUUUGAAUAGAAAUAAGCCACUUUUAAAUCCAUUGACUUCUAAUUACACAGAACUUUCACAGUCGAGUGCAAGCUCAUAGUCAGAACCCAGCUUGGAUCUUAAUAGAUUUAUACUUAUUGGAAUGAAUAUUUCUAUCUAUAGCAAACAAUAUUUCUUUCUAUGUGUCUCCAAUUGUUUGAGUUGAACCAAAGCUGAAAAUACAUAUUCUAUUCAACUGCCAUUUUACCGGUCUUAUCAUUCCAUUAUAAUUACAACCUACUAUACAAGAGAUGAGUUAUAUAAAUGAAUACAAUUAUGUAAAAAGAUAAAUACAAUUACAAGAGAUGAGUUAUAACCCAUUUUGAAUGGAUUUUUUAUUGUACAGUACGGUACGAAAGCAUAGAAGUAGAGUAAUAAUUAUUUCAAAACGUAGCACUCAGUACUGUACAUACUUUCCAAUCCAAUUUUGAAAUAUUUUCAAUUUUUGAAAGAUUCAUGUUUAGAAAAUAGGUAGCUACUAGCAUAUUCAAAGAUGAAUGUUUUAAUAUGGAUCACAAGCUGGGUUCAUGAUUAUGCAGAUUAUGAAUAGCCUACUAUAAUGUGAAUAUUAUAAUAAGUCAUUAAGGAUAAUAUUGAAUCAUUCCAGUAACUUUUCUUGUUAUUGUAAAGAAAUAUUUAUUUUAUCUUUGUAUGUUAAGUGUCCAUAAAGUAGAAUGCGUAAGCUAUGUAAAUGAUACGAAUAAUUUUAAUGUGCCUUCAUUUAAAAUCUCCAUGUUUCCAUGAUUUAAUUUCAAAUUAUACGUCUCUUCUCAAAUAUUUUUUGCUAUCAAUGCUGACAAUGCGUUGAAGAAUUUAUUAUUAUCUGUGAUAAAUUACUAGAACUAUUAUUUUCUUGAUUAUAAUAGCUGUAAUCUCCCAAUAACACUGACUUAUUAUUUUCUCAGUAUGUUUUGUUCUUAAUCAUGUAAGAUAAUCCAUUCAGUUCUUGCGUUUUUUAUUCCAAUUGAGAAAAAUAAAAUAUUUUGAAUAAUAUUGUGUAAAAACCAAGAUCUUAUUAGAAAUCAACAAUGGACAAUUUGACAAGACGUUGUAAUUUCAAUUACAUUCGAUAAUGUUAAUAUAAUGCCGCUUUUAUCAAAAUGUUCAAGAAUUUCAACAAAUAAUCAAUUUCAACUAUCAUAAACAUCCAUGAAAAGUGUUACUACUUUUCUAAAUUCUAAUAAAUGCUGAUCAAUUUUGAAUAAUUAUAUGUUGCGGAAUUCAGGAUCCAAGAUUUGAAGUUGGUGUUGUAGUAAUAUAAUAAUAGUAGAAAAAAUGUCUUUAUAGAAACACCUUAUGGUUGAUAAAUUUAAAGUUGAAUGAAAAAGUGGGGAGUAAACCUCUAUCCUUAAUAACUGAAAUGAUAGAAGCAAAAUUCACAUUCAACAACUCCAAUUUUACAGGGAAAUUAUAAUAUAUAAGAUUUUUUAGCUGUGUUUAGGAUGGAACGGACGGAAAAAUACAUACAAUUAUUGUUUUCAUUUUUGUUAAUUACUUGAAUUUCACUACUGUAACACAAAUGUUGACAAGCAACAACUAAAAAUAUGGUGUAAUUUGGAUACUCGUUAAUUGAUAAGGCCUAUUGUAUUUCCCUCUGAUGAAUUAUUUUCUAAAUGUAGCUGAAAUAGAUGAAUGAAAUCUAGCAUAUCAUUAUGUACCGUAAAAACCUACCAUAAAUAUUGUACAUUCCCAUCUUAUGUUUUCGCGAGAAAAUUAUUAUAUUGUUAUGAAGUCUUAUUCCAAUUCUUAUUGAUUGCUGUUCUUAGAUAAAUUAAAUAAACUUAUUCAUCGAAUAUUCCUAACAAGUACAAAAACUUUAACUUUCUGAAAUAGAAGAUACGCCUGAGAUGAUUGUUUACCCUAUUCGAAACCCUUUGGUAAAUUUCACAAUGUCAAUAUACAAUCUGAGUACAAAAAUGCAAUGAAAUUAAAAUUCAAUUUGAAAACAAAUUUUCAUCAAAAUUGAGACCAGUAGACAAUUAUACUUUCUAGAAUAACAGUUACGAUGAAAAAUAUGAUUACUAGGGAGUGAGCUCUAGAUGUUAAUCCAUUUGAAAGAGUGGAAAUUUCUAGAGAUUUGAAUGUUGCUAUAUAGGUAUGGUUGAAUUAGUGCUAUUUUCUAGAGCUCAUGAUUCCGGAUACUGUGAUAAAUAAAGGAUAAAAAUGUAUUGAUCUUUCAUAGCUCACAAUUUUAAGGAUCGUCAGCGACCAGCAAUAUAAUGUUCUAAUACUACUUGUAGAUCGUUAUUCACAUUAGACUUCACAAAAUCGUUAGUGUCCUGAUAGGUUUUGUUCAGUUCUAUGAUUUAAAUGGAAGUUCUUGAAGUACCGUUCGAAAAAUUGUACUAUUCUAGUGGUAUAUACAAUCCAUAGUAAGUUAUAUUCUCUCAGUUUGUUACCUGGGUCAGAAAAUACCAUUUGUAAAUAUUAAUGUGAUUUGAAUGCACAAGAAUUUUUCCUUGUUAUAAUGAAAUUUCCACACGAUAACAUGCUUCAAUAUUAUUGAAAAAUUCACUCAACAAUGUUUUGUAAACAGUUUUCUUCAAUGACGGUAGACUAAACGAUGAAAAUUAUAAUAUGUCCUUUACAUAUGAUUUGCUUUACAAUGCGUAAUUGAAUUUUUCUAUCUUAUAUCAUUGUAUACUGCCAUAAUAAAAUAUAGAAUUUGUGCAAAUUGGAUAGUCAACAAAUUAAUACCGUUCAAAUGUGAUUAAAUUCUUAUUACUAUAUUUAUUGUACAGUGAUAUCAUCAUUAUUGCAUUUCAAUGGAGUGGCAUUGGAUUUAUGAAUGGUGUAUUUUAUAAUCUUAGUUGAGAAAGUAUUGAAAUGAGUUUUGAAGAUUGGCUGUGAAAUGUCAACCUUUCCUGUAUCACUGUUAUUUAUUUGGAUGAUUAUCUAAAGCUGAAUGAGGAACCAAAUUUGAAUUUUGUUUGUAAUUUAUUGUGUUGAAAGUACCUACCUUGGCUUGGAAAGAAAAUCUUAAUCAAAGUCUCAUGGACCAAUAUACAUAUUAUAUCUGCUGUAUUAUUAAACAAUAAUAUUACUGCAGCGAUUGUUGAAUAAUUGAGAUCAUCAUUAUUUAUACUAUUAUGAGAAUAAAGAUAAUACUUCAUGUGAGAUUUCUAUUACCUGUGAAUCUGAUGCGU